UUUCUUUUAAGUCGCGCUGCCGCUUCCGCCUUGUAGCAAAUACAGCCGGCGGACACGUGCUUUCAAUGUCUACUUUACUUAAAAUGUUGCAUUAUUUGUUUGAUUUCUUGGUGCUCUCAAGAAGCAGGAGUACUUUUGGAUAUAAACACAGUGCAAUCAAAUACAACAUGUCUCCGUGCUCAGCGAAAGGUAUGAACAUCGGAAAGAAUUUCAAUGCCGCAUUCCUACUGGUAUGUAGCGUACUCUUCUUCGCCAGUCUCUUCAUCAGCAACCUGAAAACAAAUUUGCAAGCUCGCCUGGACAAUCACAAGGAGAACACUAGUGCCGACCUUUUCACAGCAGAACCAGUACCGGAAAACACAUCUGCGUGGAAGAUAAGGUACGCAUGUCGUCGACCAAACCUCCGGAUUCUGUACUUCGUGCACACGGCACCUAAAAACGUCGAGAAACGUCGCUUUCUACGAAAGACGAUAGGUGAUCCGACCAUUGCGUGCGAAAUGAAUUCAGCCAUUGCUUUUUUUGUUGGAGAAGCGCCUCAGCUGAACGACCAUGAAGCGGUCCUCGGCGAAGCACUGCGUGAGGGAGACGUCGUAGUGCUCAACUUCACGGACACCUACAAAAACCUAACGUACAAGUUUGUUCAUGGAGCCAAAUGGGUCUCCGAGAACUGCCUCCUCGACCCUACAGCCACGAUUGUGAAACUCGACGAUGACGUAUUGGUGAAUACGUUCUCGUUGUCGGCAUACUUGACCAGUGGUGUAAUGGCGCUGACGGGAAUUCACUGCCAAGUUAUCACAGGUGCGGAACCCUUUAGAAAACCAAUUUCGAAGUGGUACGUUAGCCAGAAUGACUAUGCUUUGAAAGUGUACCCGCCUUACUGCUUGGGUGCGGUUUUCAUUAUGCAACCAUCUGUAUUGUUUUCGCUACAUGCAGCUUCAAGUCACGUUCCCUUUUUCUGGGUAGAUGAUGUGUACAUCACAGGCAUCCUAGCCGAAUAUGCUAACGUAACCCUUGUGCAGAUGGUUUCGUAUACAAUAAUUGGUAAGGGCAAAAAGACUCCUGCUGUGAAAGACACGACCAUUUUUCUUCACACAAGCUGGUAUGGUACGUCGAGAGCCGAAAUGGAGCAAAUAUGGCAGACUUUCAAAGAGUACAAUAGAACAGUGAGCCAUAAUUUUAAUAGAAAUGUUCAUGCCUACUAUCGUAGCCUUGGCUAAACGCCUGUGCAGACAAAAGUUUGUGUCUUCAAACACUACUCUGUAAGAUUAUUUGUUUACAGUCUUCUCGGGAAAGGCAACUUGCGAGUGUUGCUUGAAUUUUAAAAUUUUUGAACACGUGCGUACGCUUCGAAUAAAUGAAUGAUGGCGCAGUAAUGUUAUGUUACUUAACCUACCCUGGUUGAAUGCUGCUUUCGUAGUACUGGUUUUCAAGUGCGGCACUUGUUAAAAUCAUACGGAUUUAGCGCCUUGAGAAAUACAUAAUGUAACUCAAAUCUGCGUCAGUUGGCAAGAAUAACAGCGUAAAGCGGAAAAUGUGCAAGUUGCGAACUACAUGCAUGGUGUUUAUACAUUGUGAUAUAAUGGGAACUAAGAGAAAUAAUGAGAGUGAACGAUAGGUAACUAUCAUUUUGUAUAUGAAAGCCUUCCGAGUAGCGGCAAAUUUGGUGUCUAUACCUGUUUCCACAUCUACUGCUUCUCCUCCCGUCUUUAUAGUUCCAGAAUUGUUUUCAUUUUCCACGCUAGACGGUGCCAGAAAUUGCCCCCAGUACCAACUUGACACAAAUUCUUUUUCAGAAUUUGAAGCCACCUCUUUGAGUAGGCGAGGGACAUUUGCUCCAACUAUUUACCUUUUCAUGUAAAUGGUCUCGCUAUUUGGUGCGCAUAGAUAUCUACCCAAUAGACAAUCGUUUAUGGUGAACCACUCUGAAUAUGCGUUCGCUUAUUAUGGAAGCCACGAUUUAUACAGCCGUCCCAUUUGCAGAAAAGGCUAAGCCAUGAAAAAAGCGACACCACACGUGUGAAUAUGCAAAGUGCCAUUCGUGGGCGCGGCGAACAAUAAUGUUCGCUUCCGGAAAGGUCAACCGAAAAGAAACUGCGCUCGAGCCAAAUACAGCAUUCAGAAUCAUGGAAGCCAUUUCGGAGCAAGAAACAAUGGCUUUGUUGAGCAAAAAAAAAAAAACAGUAACCUUCGCUUCCCGGUCUUUGCGCGAAUGUUCUACACAGCCUUGCGCCUCCUGUAUUAUGUUGGGAAACGUUCCUUUUAAUGCGAUAAAAUGAGUGUUUUUCUCAAUAUUAAUAAACCGCAAGCAAAUUGAGCUUCUAGCGUAAUCACAGUACUAGCAGAAGUUUCAGGCAGCAACAAUAUACAAAACUAUAUAGCUCGUCGCCUAUAAGAUCAAAUAGGAAAGCGUGAAAAUAAGCAUGUGUGUUGAUAAAACUUUAGUGCAGCUUGGACUAUUUCGCACAACGUGACAGCACAGCUGGUGGCCAUGUUUCCGCUUUCCUGUUAACCAUCUGUACAGAAUGCUUGGGCGGGGAUUAAGCGGGUGCCGGUGCAUGAUGAUGAUAACCUUCUAUCUACGACACACCGGAAAUUUGACCUAAGAGCUCAGCUGUAAAAUGAAUAUUGAAGGUAUAAUGAAAAAAGAGGAAAUAAUGUAUAACAGUAAUAUUUCUUGUUUGUACCGCGAUAAUGCGAAUGUAUAUAAAUCGUUUGGAUGCCGCAUACGCAAGCCUAAAUUAAAUAUAUAAGAAAACCCUGCAAAGCCCACGUGUAUUCAGUUCUUCUGCUUACAUAAAAGUCGAUUUAGACGCAAUGGGCCGCAUGCGGGACAAAAUUUUUCUUCUACAACAGUUCAAGGCACUGGUCCUACGCACCACAUGAAUCGAUCAUAUACGCGAAGUUCAAAUACACUGCCAUGGUAGAGCACGAUAUUUUUUUAAAGUACAAAGGACAUUUCGACGAGUUCACUGAAACUGUACGGUAUUCGAUUAUACUAAUAAGCUUAAGAAAAAACAGUUCUCAAGAUUUACGCAACGAUUUAACUUGAUUAGUUCAAGGAAAGCCAACAAUAUUGCAACUUCAUUAUCCAAAAAAUUCGAGCGAUUUGGAAGAGUUACCAACAUGACGCCAAUCUAUAACAGUUUUAAUGUUGUAUAAAAUGUGGCAUUUCCGGCUUUCGUGUCGCGAAACAUCCAUUAUGUGGCGUUCUGUGUCAUGAAGUAGACACUAAAUCCUCAAUUUCUUGCUUUCUGUUAUACCCGAUGAAUGCUACAUAUAACCAACAUGACCUGUGUAUGUACAUGUCUUGUUCCUCUGUUGUGCAGUGAAUACUCUUCACUGCGAAUUCAGAAAAGCCUGUUCGAUGCUCACCAAUUUUCUUAUAUCACCCACUCCACAUGUCCCCAUAGGACUUGCUAGGGAACUGUAUAAAUAAAUGGGUAAAUUUGUUCACAAACUCGGAAGUCUCAACGUAUUUGGGUGUAUGACUUAGUAAUGCUAGUAACCAAGUAGUUAUUUUCUACGUUAAACAUUAUGUGUUUCCAACUUUAACUUUACACUGGCUGUUCUUUUACCAUGGGGUAUCUUAGAAAGGAAUGUGUAUGCGUAUAUUCUUGAAAAUAGCCCUAAGGCUUCUCGAAUGCACGUUACGCUCUUUUUGUGCCUGUAAAUCUGGGACAUCCGCAGGGCUAAUUAAAAGUUAUAUGUUGAGGAAUUACGUUUAAUGCUUAUGCGAACACUGUGUAGCGUGUUACUUCCGGAGAGUAUGCUGGGCAUUGCAUGUAAAAAUCGUUCUGACU
This is a messenger RNA of Rhipicephalus sanguineus (brown dog tick), 3800 nucleotides long. RefSeq names its product beta-1,3-galactosyltransferase 5-like. Gene Ontology annotation, cellular component: membrane. The record is from RefSeq and is a predicted model, not a curated record. Gene Ontology annotation, molecular function: hexosyltransferase activity. The coding region runs from base 66 to 1217 and encodes 383 amino acids. NCBI's taxonomy places the organism in Eukaryota, Metazoa, Arthropoda, Arachnida, Ixodida, Ixodidae. The transcript has a single exon.